Messenger RNA from Angiostrongylus costaricensis, 1860 nucleotides. The record is from the annotation of a GenBank genome assembly. Lineage: Eukaryota; Metazoa; Nematoda; Chromadorea; Rhabditida; Metastrongylidae.
AUGUGGGAACCUUCAUUCGUCGAAAAUGUGCUUUACUUAGCUGAUUCUUACAAGGUAUUCUAUGUUUGUAGAGGUUUCCAUUGCUUAGAUUUAGAAUUGCUUUACCAGAUUACUCAUCAUAAUCAAUAUCCUGAAGGAACGACUAAUGUUUAUUCAUAUUUUGAAAGCAGAGGAGGAAAAUUUCCUGAGGUGUGCUUCUUCGGUCUGCAGUAUAUUCUUAAACGAUGGCUCGUUGGAGCUGUCGUUACACAUGAAAUGAUAGAUGACGCCAUAAAAUUUUACAAUAGCCACUUCAAUAUGCACGUUUUCAAUGAGGCUGGCUGGAGACAUAUUGUGGAGAAGCAUAGAGGCCAUCUUCCACUUCGGAUAAAAGCCAUACCAGAAGGUUGUGUAGUUCCAACGAAGAACGUCCUCUUCACCAUUGAAAAUACUGAUCCUGCAGUUCCGUGGCUCACUAACUGGUUUGAGAGCGCCGGGAUAGGUGGUGCUGCACAUUUAGUCAAUUUUAUGAGUACUGAUACGAUUGCCGGUUUGAAGCUUUGUCAGAAAUACUAUUCUUGCGAGAUGGCGGGUUUUAGUAUACCAGCUACCGAACACAGCACGAUUACUACAUGGAAACGUGAGGGUGAGGUGGCUGCUUUUCGAAAUAUGUUGAAGCAAUAUCCAAAAGGUUUGAUCUCCGUUGUGUCCGACUCUUACGACGUGUUUCAUGCGGUUUCCAUUAUUUGGGGAAAGGAACUUCGUGAAGAAGUUAUUGAGCGAGGUGCCGACGGCUGUCUUGUCAUACGUCCUGAUUCGGGCGACCCUAUCUCGGUAUUAGUAAAGGUGCUAACGUUACUAGAGGAGAACUUUCCUGUAACUGUGAAUAGUCGUGGGUACAAAAUACUGCCAGCAUAUCUUCGUGUUAUUCAAGGUGACGGCAUAAAUUAUGAAUCAACUGGUGCAAUUCUUGAAGCGUUGAUGGAAGCCGGAUGGAGUACAGACAAUGUUGUGUUUGGUGCUGGUGGUGCUCUUCUACAGAGAGUCGACCGUGACACGCAAAAAUGUGCGUUCAAAUGCAGCCAUGUCGUUGUCAAUGGAGAACAAAGAGAUGUUUACAAGAAUCCUGCAACUGACGAGGGAAAACGAUCUAAAAAGGGAUAUUUGACAUUAGAACUCAAUUCAUCAGGGAGUAUGGAAACUGUCCAGGAGGGACUAGGUGAUCCUAAAAAGGAUCUUCUUCAAACGGUCUUUGAGGACGGUCAUCUCUUAGUUGACUGGACACUAGAUGAAAUUCGCAAGAGAGCUGAAAUAGACCUAGAGAAGAUAUGGAGGCGGAAAUCGCAUGUGAAUGGAUACUCGGACAAUUCGAUGGAUCCUCUAACUGGUUUGUCAAGAAUGUUCCGUUACCGAUGGUUUCCUCAUUCUUUUGGUAGUUUACGAUGUAUUUCGAUCAAGGAAAAGUUGAAAGGAUACGAGUUUCCCGAACUCAAAAAAGAGGACUGUGAACAAGUGUUGGAUCGAUACCUUCAGAAAUACGUAUCCGGUUGGGGUCCAGGUGGACAAAAGGUGAAUACUGCUCAGAACGCCGUUCAACUUCGGCAUCUCCCUACUGGACUAGUGGUGAAGGUGGAACAUGGUUUAUUCAAAUUGUUUUUACAGGUACAUGAGUCUCGUCUUCUGUCAAAAAACGUCGACAUUGCUUUCGAACGGAUGAAACAUGCUCUAGAUCGACAUCUUAACGGUGACAAUUGCUACGAAGAACAAUACAAGAAGUUGCAACGAGAUAAAGAGGCAAGAACAAAUCGGAAACGGGAAUCACAACGGCUCAAACGAAAGGAGCUGAUUGGGUCAACAGAAUAUUCACAGGGUGAUCGAUAA